AUUAGAUUAAACGUGGUUCCACAUCCUAUGUAGUGCACUUAAAACAGGAGCUAUUUGGAAAUUAGCCAGAGCGUUUUGGGCUCGUCAGUCAAAGUAGAUAUCCUGAGGGCUACGCGAACGGCAUGCUGGGAUAGAAGAUGUAAACAUCAACUGGACCAGGAAAGGAGCUGCAGCUCCAAUACGGAAAUAUUUUUUUUUUUAUACCGGAUACGUUUAUAAAGACUUUUCUCAGUACAAGUUAUAUCAGUUAGUUACGGCGUACAGGAAUGUGACAUUUUUUCCUCGAAAGAAAGGGAGAGAACUCCUGUGAAACCACAGCACCACUGCCGAGCUAGCUAGCCCACGCUAAUAUGGAUAGCUCGCUGGUUAGCUUCAUGCUCACGUAAUUUUUCACCAACCGUCGUGUUUAUCCUGCUUUCGUUUAAAAGGAAAUCCAACCUUUAUCACUGAUGAAGAUGGGAGUGAAGACGUUUACCCACAAUUCACCCAGUCACAGCCAGGAGUUGUUGGACAAGCUCAAUGCGCUGCGCAGCGAGGGCCACUUCUGCGAUGUUACUAUCCGUGUUCAGGGCCAGCUUUUCUCUGCCCACAAGGUAGUGCUGGCUUGCUGCAGCGACUUUCUCAAAGCUAAGCUCUCGGGGAAGCCAAGUGAGGAUGAAGCCAGCACAGAGGACAACAAGGCAGUUUUGGACCUCCACCAUGUUACUGUAGCAGGCUUUGCUCCACUGCUGGAAUACGCCUACACAUCUACACUGUCUAUCAGCACAGAGAACAUUAUCGAUGUCCUGGCCGCCGCCAGCUACAUGCAGAUGUUUGCAGUGGCCAACACCUGCUCAGAAUUCAUGAAGUCCAGCAUCUUGUGGAACUCGACCUCAGCUUCCAGCAACACCGCCACUCUUCACCGGCCCCAGGAAGCUCCAGAAGGUGCGACAACUUGCACUCUGACUCCACUAGAUGCCCUAUCACCCUCGCCGGUGUCUUCAGAAUGCAGUGCACCUGAGCGGCCCGUCCCUGUGUGCCGUGAGUCGCGCCGCAAACGUAAAGGCUUCACUAGCCCACAACCAACCUCCUCAUCCUCACCACAAGUCCCAAAUCCUUCACCUUCAUCGUCUUCCUUCCCUGAGAGCUCUGCUCAGACCCUGGAACCCUCCCUUGCAUUUUCAUGGACUUACCCGUUUGGUGUAGAUCGCCGCUUCACUUCAGAAAAGGCCAAACUUCCUGAGGGGUUGCUGGAGUCUAGUGGACCAUCCGGACAAGACGGAGGCAGCCGGGCAUUGGUGGAGUACUUGUCCUGUGAAGGCCCUCGGGCACUGGGUGUGGGUGGGACGGCCGUGGUAGAAGAGGAAGAGGAGGAUGUGCAAGUGAAGGUGGAAAGGCUGAGCGAUGAAGAAGCACACGAGGAGGCAUCGCAGCCAGUCAGCGCCUCACACAGCUCACUGACCGACCAGCAAACUGUGCCUGGCAGUGAACACACCCAUGAGGACCUGCUCAUCAGCCCUCAGUCUUCAUCCAUAGGCUCCAUGGAUGAAGGGGUGACAGAGGGCCUUCAGUCCAUCCAGGGCACCCCAAACACUACUGGCCACAUGGAGGAGGACGAACGGCUGGAAAAUGUUCAGUAUCCUUACCACCUGUACAUCAGCCCUUCCACACGCCCGGGACUCAACGGGCCUGAGCGACCAUUCCAGUGCCCCACAUGUGGAGUCCGCUUUACUCGAAUCCAGAACCUUAAGCAGCACAUGCUCAUCCACUCCGGCAUUAAGCCGUUCCAGUGCGACCGCUGUGGGAAAAAGUUCACGCGGGCCUACUCCCUAAAGAUGCACCGUCUGAAGCAUGAAGGUAAACGCUGUUUCCGGUGCCAGAUCUGUAGCGCCACAUUCACAUCCUUCGGUGAAUAUAAGCACCAUAUGAGGGUGUCCCGCCACAUCAUCCGCAAGCCUCGGAUUUACGAGUGCAAAACGUGCGGCGCCAUGUUUACCAACUCCGGCAAUUUAAUCGUACACCUGAGGAGUCUGAACCAUGAGGCAUCAGAGCUAGCAAACUACUUCCAGACCAGUGAGUUCCUCCUCCCAGACUACUUGAGCCACAUGCAGGAGGAAGAGGAGGAGAACCUGGCCCAUUUUGAGAUGACCGAGCAAGCCUUCGAUGUCACCGCCACCUCCUCCUCCUCCUCUUCCUCAGUACAAACACCUGUCAUCUCCCAGGUCUCCUCAACCAUGAACUACGACUCUCGAUCCUCUGCCUCCAUGGCCCAGAAUUCACCAGGCUCUAGAGCAGGCCAUGGAAGUGAGGAGGGAACAGCAGGGGAGGAGGCAAAAAAUGGCAUAGUUCUCACCUCUUUACCAGAGUUGGAGAAAGAGGAAAAGGAGAAAGAGGGUGAGGGACAGAACCAAAAGAAAGCACUUGUGUCAAUUACAAUCGAAUGAGAAGCAUUCCAUUUAAUUAUUUUUGUGUGUGUUUUUGUUUUUGUUUUGUUCUUUUAAAGAUCUUGUUGCCUGAAUCAGUAUAAUGCAAAAGAAAUAAAGUGAACACUGGACUCUGUGUGGAGAAUGCAAGUUGGAAUACUUAUUAUAGUUGACUUUUUAAAAGCUUCAUAUGUAGUCGUGAACAGUUCUUUUAUAGGAAUGUUAUUCUUUUCAUUUGCUUUGUAUAGGAACAUAGUUAUAUGUCGUGAUUUGUUUUAAGAAGUUGCUUAAUCUGAAAUUCAGACAUUGUAAACUUGAAAUGUUUAGACAUUUUUAACUGUCCUGUAAUUGUUUUUUGUCCCUGAAGCUUUAUCAGCUAAAUUAUGACCCUCUGUGAGGCCAUAUGUUAAAGGAUUUUGUGUAUGAGUAAAAGCUGUGAGAUGAUUACACCUUCGCCUUAUUCAGUCAGGCUCGGUCAUGCUGGACAGUGAGUGGGAAAGUUGUUCCUUUAAGAUCUGUUUUUUUGUUUUGUUUUGUUCUUUCUCUUCUUUCCUCCCCUCUUGUCCCUUUUGAAGUAAUUUGUUUAGUCUUGUAAAACAGAGCGCCUUAACUGUAGCACACUGCGCUUCCUGGCCUACAACCUGAAGAACCUUGUUUGAAGCCAACAAGCUGAAAUGUGAAAGACUGUGCUACUACUUCAUCUUCAUUCUUCUGCACCAGAAGAAGUCCAGUAUGAUGUGCCAUUUAGCCUUAUUUGGUCAAAUAAUCUUAGACUCCAUUCAAGGGAUUCUUUGUUGGUUGUCCUUCUUUUUCCAAAUGAGUGAAAUAUCAGAAUUUGUUGUGAUAUUAAUUGGGUAUUUUGAGCACUGCAUUGUAUUUGGGGUAAGGAAGAGUUAACAAUCACUCACCAACCCCACCGAGCCUCCAAUUUAUUUUCUACUGUAUAGCUAAAUGUUGACAGCUGUGCCUCACAUCUAGAAACCAUUGGGUUAAGCAUUUCUAUUAAGAAAUUAUCGACAAUUUCAAUACAUGCAAGAAGGUGAAAAAAAGGAAGAAAGGAAAUGAUUCCUUUCCUCACUGGCUAUACAUCUCUCCUCAAUUCCACUGAUCAGGCUAAUCAAUGGAAUUUUUAUCAAUAGUGCCAAUACGAUAGGUACCUAAUAUAUUUCCAGUACAAUCUGUGAAAUGUGACAUGACAAAUUGUGAAAUAUUUAUGUAGCACUUGCUCAAUUUGGUAAUUAGCAAAAGCACACAGUCUUGUGUGUCUUUUUUGUUGUUGUUGUUCUUUAUAUUUGACAUUGCACAAGGCAAUCAUUUGGUCAAAAGCUGCUCCAUUCCUAUAUGAUUUUCUCAAUAAACCAAUUGUUUGGUAUGCAUUGUGCAAUAUCCAGCUUUUAGAUGACACCCGUGUUUCCAAAUAUGGCUAAAGAAUGUGUUUAUUAUUAUUAUUCUUUCCCAAGUCCAAUAAACAGUUGAUAAAGUCAAUGACAAGCAGAUAAUUAGCAGGAAGAAUGGGUUUAGCACAUUCUCAAGAAAUGACAUUUCUUUUGAAGCUCUUUGAAAACCAGGUCCACUUCAUUUACUGACUAAUACAUUCAGUAACAUCUUGCUUCCUCUAUCUCACCAGGGCAUUUGUGGUAGAUUGAAACACCAGUGUCUUUAGUCUGAGCAUUCAUAGUGAUACACUUUCCACAACACGGUAUUGCCUUCUGUAUCCGCUUUCUUUCUGUGGUGUCUGCAUGUUGUCCCAGUCUAAAUGAAAUAAGAGCAAAAUUAAUAUAGCAUGGGUUGAUUUUAUUUGUUGGAUGUUUUGGAAGUGUGUGGAACUACAGUUUUUAUGUACAAUAUUCAAACUUCUGUGUCUGAAAUGUUUCAACAGAGAAAAAACUUGGUGUUUUGAUGGUCAUGAUACUCUUUCUGAUCCUGCAUUAUAAUACAAGUCACCUUAAAGUGAAAUUUUGUACAU
Ictalurus furcatus (blue catfish) is the source of this 4368-nucleotide messenger RNA. It is a transcript of the gene zbtb44, whose product is annotated as zinc finger and BTB domain containing 44. The transcript has 6 exons. Gene Ontology annotation, molecular function: DNA-binding transcription factor activity, RNA polymerase II-specific; protein binding; RNA polymerase II cis-regulatory region sequence-specific DNA binding. The coding region runs from base 450 to 2423 and encodes 657 amino acids. The record is from RefSeq and is a predicted model, not a curated record. Gene Ontology annotation, biological process: positive regulation of gene expression; regulation of transcription by RNA polymerase II. Lineage: Eukaryota; Metazoa; Chordata; Actinopteri; Siluriformes; Ictaluridae.